GCUGCCUAGAAUGCAAAGUCCGCGGUACAAUGGCAGCAGCCAGGCGCGGUCGGCUGCUGGGUAAGGCGGGCGCUCCCCUUUUCUUAAGGGGCUGCAGAUCCAGCCAUUCGGGAACGGGGGUCUCGCUGAAACGCGAAUACGAGGCGAUCGUGAUCGGAGCAGGACACAACGGAUUGGUGGCUGCUGCCUACCUGCAGAAGGGGGGUUUAAAAACAGCAGUGCUGGAGAGACGACACUUGGUGGGGGGCGCUGCAGUCACUGAGGAGAUUAUCCCAGGUUUUCGGUUCUCCAGAGCUUCCUACUUGCUGAGCCUGCUGAGGCCCCAGAUUUAUUCAGAGCUGGAGCUGAAGAAACAUGGCUUAAGAGUACUCCUGCGUGACCCUUAUUCCUUCACCCCACUGUUGGAGGAUGGUCAGGGCGGAAAAGCUCCCCACUCGCUGCUGCUGGGAAACAACAUGGCCGAAACACAGUCCCAGAUUGCUCAAUUCUCUGUGCGGGAUGCCCAGGCCUUUCCCAAGUAUGAAGCAUUCAUGAGCCGCUUGGUGUCCGCCAUAGACCCUUUGCUAGACACCUGUCCUGUGGACAUGGCUGUGCUCAGUCAGGGCUCUCUGCUUCAGCGGCUCAGGGCCCUGCGAGGCGUGCAGAUCCUGUUUCGUGCAGGAUUUGCUCUGGGUAAACAGCUUCCCCAGUAUUACCAGGUACUCACUGCCCCCAUUUCCAAGAUCUUGGAUCUCUGGUUUGAGUCAGAGCCCUUGAAAGCAACGCUGGCCACGGAUGCAGUGAUUGGUGCCAUGGCUGGUCCCCAUACACCAGGCAGCGGGUAUGUGUUGCUGCAUCAUGUCAUGGGUGAGCUCGAGGGGCGCCAGGGGGCCUGGGGCUAUGUGACCGGUGGCAUGGGGGAGCUAUCCCAGGCCUUGGCCCGUGCCGCUACCGCACUUGGGGCAGAGAUCUUCACUGAGAAGACAGUUGCCCAGAUUCUUUUAAGCUCCGAUGGGAAGGUGCGAGGGGUUGGCCUGCAGGAUGGAACUGAAGUGAAGAGCCGCCUGGUGCUAUCCAAUGCAUCUCCACAGCUCACCUUUCUGGAAUUGACCCCCAAGGAACAACUGCCGCUGGAGUUUGUGCAGAGACUUUCACAAUUCGACACACGCUCCCCGGUCACCAAGAUCAAUGUGGCUGUGGAUCGGCUGCCCAGUUUCCUUGCCGCCCCAAAUACCAGCGAUGGGUGUCCUUUGCCUCAUCAUCAGUGCUCCAUCCACCUGAACUGUGAGGACAUGGACACGCUGCACCAGGCCUUUGAGGAUGUCUCUCAAGGGAGACCCUCUAGCAGGCCGGUGAUUGAACUGUGCAUCCCAUCUGCCCUGGAUCCCACUCUGGCUCCCCCUGGCUGCCAUGUGGUCUCUCUCUUCACUCAGUACACCCCUUACACACUGGCCGGAGGGAGGCAGUGGAAUGAUCAAGAGCGUGAUGCCUACGCUGACCGAGUUUUUGAUUGCAUUGAGGCCUAUGCCCCUGGGUUCAAGGCCUCCGUCAUUGGCAGAGAUGUUCUAACACCACCAGACCUUGAACGGAUCUUCGGCUUGCCGGGCGGGAAUAUUUUUCACGGAGCGAUGUCCUUAGACCAGCUGUAUUUUGCCCGGCCUGUGCCCUCCUACUCUAGUUACCGGUCUCCAGUCCAAGGCCUGUACCUCUGUGGCAGCGGUGCUCAUCCUGGAGGAGGAGUGAUGGGAGCUGUGGGCCGCAAUGCUGCUAGGACAGCUCUGGAGGAUUUCAAGAAACUGUGACCCAGCUGGAGCACUUGGGCUGCCCUGGCUCAGAAAACCAUACCAGUUGGCAGAUAAGCAGCCGGAUGCAACUCUGCUGAGCAGUUUCUCCAGACCUGGUUCCCUUGUCAGGGUUGCCGUCCUCAAGUGUUACACUCCUGGCAUUCCACUGCAGCGGAGAAUGAGAUGGACAGUGCCCCCGCCGCCCCACGGGCACACUGGGAGCUGGCUUGUUGCUGGCUGAUAGGCUCCUCCCACUGUGCUGCUGUAGUUGUGCUUUCUUGAUGCGUUCGAGGGAUGCAGCCUGCUAUUCCCACAGAAGAAGAUACGCCAUGUGGAGUCUGCAAGAUGCUUUUCCAUGGGCAGGGUGGGCCAGGACUCCUUACAGUGCCAUCCUAAGCAGAGUCACUCCCUUCUGAGCCCCUUGACUUUGAUGGAUCUAAACAGGUGGCAGGGCUUCAGGCCUCACUGUGACACUCUCUGGGUCUCAGGGUUUUGCCAGGUGCUCCUUCGCAUGAGCGCUUCUUCCAAAAGGUCCAGUGUGCUCUGCAGUCUUAAGCCGAGUUACGCCAUUCUAUGCCCAUUGAUGUGGGCAUAGAACAUUCUGCAGCCGUGGGCUCCCAGCAUAUCAUAAUCCCCACUCCUCACCCCCAAUGGCUCAGAGGCCAGACAUCUCUUGGUCUCAGGAGCAGAGCCAACCUACCCUGUCAUCAUAACCAAGGGACAGGGAGAGUCUGCUCGUGUUCAUAUCAUCUGACCUUGUGGCUCCAGAGCCAAUGCUGGUCAUGCCUCACUGAGCCCCAUUCCCAAAGAGCCAUAUUUCUCACUGGCAAAGAGCAGCUGCUUGCAAACAUCUCUCUGUGUUCUGGCCACAAAUCCCAGCUGGGCAGUGGCCAGAAGUCCGCCACCCUCUCUGACAGGGACCGUGCGGGGAUUUGUGCACUAAGCAACCUGGUUCACAGAUCAGUUGAGCCAGUGCACUUGGCGUUAAUCCAGUUCAAUUCCGUUGAAAUCCUUGUGCAUAAAUCAUCUUAAAUCUAAAUACUCCAGUUUAAUUGGUGCAUGGACGUCCGCCAAAGUGUGUUGACACAAUAAGGGGGGGGGAAAUCAAUAUUAUGCCUUCCUCCCAAGCAAUGAUGGAUUGAUUUCAUGUGAAGGAAUGAUUGAAAAAUCAUUACAAGCUGUCCCUUUAGAAAAUGUGUGCUCAAAGAUCAGAGAGCCUUUUAAAAAAAAGAAAAAAACUGAUCUUUCUUUAUAAUAAUAUUGCUCACCUUUGUAGGGAUGCAUCAACCAAGGGCAAGCAAAAGAGACAAGGCUGCAGCCCUCAGGCAGAUAGUCAGCUGUCUCCAGGUGCUCCUUCCCAAAGUACUGCUGCCGAGCAGCCCCCGUUCAUUUCAGUGCAGCUUGCUUGGAUACCUGUCACAGAGUGGCACUGAAAUGAAUGGAAGUUGUGGAGCAGCUGCAGGUGGACUUUUCUGUGGAAGACAGCAGGAGUACAUCAUCUCAUACUGACAAACUUGUUUGUGUAUGCAAAAUCUAUACAAUUACUGAUGCAACGCUAAAUGUUUUACAUUAUGGAAUCAAAAUGUCUGUUGAGGAGAAACUGAAAAUGCAAUAUUUACAGUAAAUGUCCCAGCAGCAC
Gekko japonicus is the source of this 3402-nucleotide messenger RNA. RefSeq names its product pyridine nucleotide-disulphide oxidoreductase domain 2 (gene PYROXD2). Lineage: Eukaryota; Metazoa; Chordata; Lepidosauria; Squamata; Gekkonidae. The record is from RefSeq and is a predicted model, not a curated record. The transcript is spliced from 16 exons. The coding region runs from base 30 to 1781 and encodes 583 amino acids. Gene Ontology annotation, molecular function: oxidoreductase activity.